UAUCACAAAAGAUGUACACUAAUGACGAGCUCACGGAAUUCAUGGAUUUCCUAGUGGAACAGACAAAGGAUUCCAUCUAUCCAUUGGUGGCAAAAAAAGUAUUCAAAAAAUUUCCCAAUCGUCGUUUGAUCCCGGAAGAUAAGCGUUACCCAAGAUUUUGCUCACAUUUUGCACCGAAAAUGAACGAAUUUAAUAAGUACAGUAUUGAGGAACGAAUUCGAUUGAUGUAUGCAUUACGUGGAAAAGUUGAAGAUGAUUUUUUGACAAGAAUUCAAGCUCAUGGAACUGUUGAGCUCAAUGAAAAACAUAGAAUCUCAAAAUUCAUCUCGAAUGACGGAACAUUUUCCUUGGAAGAUGAUCGUGAACGUUUAUCAAUAGACACUACAGGACUCGAAUUCGUCAGGCUCUUGGACUUCCUUAUCGAAAAAACUAGAGAUGUCAUUGAACCAUUGCUGGUGACAAAAAGAAUUUUUCAAGAAUUUAGCCGACUUGAGCCCGGUCCGAGGCAUAAACAUCCUGACAAAAUGUAUAAUAGGAAAUUUCGCUAUAGUUUGGCACCAAAUAUGAAUAAAUAUAGUGACUACAGUAUUGAAGACCGGGUUCGAUUAUUCUUUGCGUUUGGUGGUGAGAUCGAAGACGAUUUUCUGAGGACAAUUGAAACCCAUGGAACUGUCCAAUUGGAUGAUAAGAGAAGAAUCACAAAAUAUGUCUCCAACGACGGAAAUUUCAAAUUGGAAGGGAUUCGUCGUCAUAUUAUGUCAAAACCAGCUACAGGUCCCGAAUACACGAGAUUCAUGGAGUUUCUUAUCGAAACGACUAAAGAUGCAGUUGAACCAAUGAAGGUGCCCUUAGUAUUGAAGGCAUUCAAGCGCCAAGAAGGUCGCAAGUUUACAGAAAAUGGAUAUGGUAGCAGAUUUCACAAAAAGCUGGCACCAAAUAUGAGUAAAUGGAGCAAAUACAGAAUCGAAGAGCGCACCCGAAUGAUGUUUGCAAUGAAAGGCAAAGUUGAAUCUGAUUUUCUUGCUCAAAUUGAAGCAUCUGGCAAAGUCCAACUAGAUAAAAACCAGCUAAUUGUCAAAUAUACUUCAAAUGAUGGAGAGAUUGAACUGGGAGGAGAGACGAGAUUGGUUGAGAAGAAGAAGCGGAAAUCUACAAAUUACCACAAAAUGCACCAAAAAAGACGCAAAAUCAUUCGGUCUGUCACGGAUGAGACGAGUUUGGUUGCGAAAUGGAAAAGAAAGUCGGACAGUUACUACGAAAUGUACCAAAAGAGACGCAAAAUCGGGGAGAAAGAGUUGUCUGACACGGCUGAGGUGGAAGAAGUAGCGCCAUACGAUGAGGCUCCCAAUGAAGAUCAAGAUACCCAAUUAAAUCCAUUUAAUGCAAUGAGUAAUCUAACGACGAACGGUCCAUCAUCGAAUGCACAGGAGUGGUCUAACGACGAGCCAAAGCAGGAGCCUGUAUUCGAGGAUAUCUUCAUUCAAAAUCAACACUUUCCUUCAGAAAUUGAAGAUGUUCCAAUUCAAGAAAUUCGCCGUAUUGAGCCAGACACCAAGCUUGCCUAUUUGAACAUAGGAUCAAGUGUGCAAGGAGCUGUAAUUACUGAUUCUGGCGAGAUCAAGCUUCAUAAAUUCUUGAAUUCGUUAGAACUCAUUCUUACUUCUCUCGAAUCAGAUACUCUAGAUGAUUUGUUAAACGAUAUUGAAGGGAUUCGUGUUCGAAUAAAUGAUGAGAUUCUUCCACCAGAGCUAGUGAUCACUGCCUUGCAGACGUUCUUAUUGGGAAUCACUCGCAAGUCUCGAUCCGCAGCGUCAGCAGAAAACAAAUCAUCACACGAGUGUCUGAGAAUCUUCAAAUAUUCAUUGCUUUGGCUCAGAAGCCCUUUGCUUUGGGAGAUACAACAGAGGGUUGCGGAAGAAAUUGAGAGUCACGUUAUAGGAGAAAAGAUUAUCCUAGUCGCCGAUGUUCAGCAAGGUAUUCGGAACAUUCUCUUUGCGGUUUCCAGCUAAUUAACUUGAAACUUUUCAUAAAUAUCUUAUUUAUUUUUUACAUGAAUAAUCUUGCUCUA
Molecule: messenger RNA, 2068 nt
Organism: Caenorhabditis elegans
Lineage: Eukaryota; Metazoa; Nematoda; Chromadorea; Rhabditida; Rhabditidae
Gene: M57.1
Product: SPK domain-containing protein
Exons: 9
Coding region: 12-2009 (665 amino acids)
Source: RefSeq, marked reviewed